AUGCUCACUUCACGGUAUGCUCUUGGAUUUGAGAGAGAGAGAGGGUGUGAAGGGCUUGAGGUCUGGGCUCGGUUCCACUACACCAUCCAAGCAAACCGUUUCGCUUGGUCCGUAAAUUAUUCUUGAUCCAACGCUUGCAUUGGCUCUGAUUAGAUUUGGCGUGGUGAGAAAUGAAAGGCAGGGCCACAUGCUUGUGCGUGCCAUUGCAACCGCCUCUGAUGCAAAAGCGACGUCCCAGCGGAAUGAGGAUUAAGGCAUUAAAACUCACAUUGAGCCUCAUGUGCUUUGCGCCCGUCCUGCGCAGUCAGUCAGUCAGUCAGUCAGUCGCACUUCAACUGCUGUCAACAUGAGCGUCUCGGGGAUCCAUCAAGGAACACUGAGGAUGUACGGUGGAUUUCUUUUCAAACAAUGGAAGAAGAGGUUCUUGCUCCUGACAGCUGAAGGCAGCCUCCUCGUGUGUCACCACGCUUCAGCUCCACCUGACCAGCUGGUCCUCUUACAAAGCAGCUGCGAGGCCAUCGUGGAAGGCAGGGAGAUCCUCGACCUGCCAAAGCUGCCCGCCGGAGGGAGCCGAGAUUGCUGCUUCGCCCUCAUAUUGACCCACGACAAAUACCUGCUCCUACUGACCGACACCCCUGCUGACUGCAGUCAGUGGCUGAAUGUGCUGAAAAAGGUGAAAGAGAGCGUCUCGUCAACUCUCGGUCUUUGCAAGCGACAUCAGGUGCCGCCGCUCUGCAUCGCUCUAAAAGACCUCGUCCCCGACCAGAUCCAGGACAAAGAUCCACCGACUCUGCCGAUCAGCAAUGGAGAGGCUCCUUCUCCGGGGCCUCAGACCAGCUCUCCAAAGGAUAAAGGCAGGAGCUCUCCACGUACAAAGUAUUACAAAGGAGGGGGCCACUCAGCGGGCUGCCUGCGUCAUGGCAACAUCAACAACGCUCAGGCAGUGAGGGCCGUGUACCUGCUGAUGGGAGGAGCUGCCGCCUCCUCCGCUAUGGGUUACUUAGGCGCGUGCUCACCCUCCGGCCUGGACGCCAAAGCAGCCGACCUUCCUCUCAACACAGACUUCUCCGAUAUCGGGGGACCGGCGGUGGUGUACCACACAGAUAGCCCCGCCAUAACCUCCCCCCACUUCAACAGCUUUGACUUUGAAAUGGCAGACGCCGACUUCAAUGCUUUUGAUUGUGGCGGUUUUACUUUUUGAUGGGCUGCUGCUUGCUGUUGGAUGAUACUGGGCGAAGGUCAUGACAGGCCCUGACGGUCCCCCUCCUGAAUUUUUUUUCUUGCAAUUGUAUUUUGUAGUUACAAAUGAAUGCAACAGUUAGAAAUCCUGUAUAUCAGAGUCAAAGUAUCCUUUUUAUGCAGGAAGUGGAGGAUUUGUGGGCAUUUUGACCAUUUCAACCAUCAAUAUCAAUAUCAAGGAUAUUGACUCCAACGGUUUGCCAUUCUCCCGUCAGCAUGGCAACUAGUACAAACAAUGGGCUUCGUGCAUAACCGUGUAUUAUUAAAUAAUAUCAUCAGCACUGUCAGUGUUUGUGAAUACGCACUAGUAUUAGAAUUAGUUGGAACUGUCAUUUUCUUCCAACUCUUGUUGAUUCCAUGCCCAUGGAUUUCUGAAUUGUCCCAAAACCUUGUCAUCAACUCCUGUUUGUCCAAAUGUGUACUCACAUUUGUACAUCAAGUUAAACAACAUCAUAUUUUAUGUAUCCGUGCAAUUUUAAAAUG
Hippocampus comes (tiger tail seahorse) is the source of this 1722-nucleotide messenger RNA. RefSeq lists its product as uncharacterized. The transcript is spliced from 5 exons. Gene Ontology annotation, biological process: regulation of cell differentiation. The coding region runs from base 347 to 1201 and encodes 284 amino acids. Gene Ontology annotation, cellular component: membrane. NCBI's taxonomy places the organism in Eukaryota, Metazoa, Chordata, Actinopteri, Syngnathiformes, Syngnathidae. The record is from RefSeq and is a predicted model, not a curated record.